UAUAAAAAAAUUUUAAUUAUUUUUACGUUUGUAAUAUUUCCUUUACUCAUUUUUAUAUCGAUAAUCUUUCACAACUACGGAGGGUAGGGGAAAAGUGUUGAUCAAAAUGCGCUACCCUCAUGCCACACAAUCGGUAUCGGUUGAAAUGCGUUACCCACAUUAGCAUCAGGGUAAAUUUUCGAGGAAGCUCUAGAUAUGAUUAGAGAAGAAAUACGAAGUAAAAUCGUUUUCUCUUAAUAAUUCUUUAAGGUUAUAUCUUUAACUCUGCAUACAUCAAUUCAUCUACAAUAUUUACAUUUAUACUUUGUCUAAAACUGCGCCAUUAUAGAAGGCUUUUGAAUUGUUAUUUUAAGUAUAAUUCCCCCAUAAUCGAUGGAACAUGACAGGCUUUCAUCAAAACGCGGCGGUAAUUAAAAAAAAACAGAGUUUAGUUAGUCAGUUUUAUCCAUACUUGUGAAAUAAUUAAUUAAACUGCACGUGUUCUUGAACCCGCCAUUUUGCCGAUUAUGACCAGUGGUAAUUUAGACUUCUAAUUUCGUUGGAUUAUCGCUAAUAUUUUGUAGUUUAAUGCGCUUUCGUUUAACAAGACAAUUUAUUCCUAUUAACAUGAUUAAAUAAAUUAUUUGAUCGAUAUUAUAUUUAAAAUAUCAUUUUUAAUUUCCUUGAUGCAGUUGAUCCCUCUAAAGGAAACAUAAAUGCUCUUAGUUAUCGAUCAACCUCUUUAGUGUGAUGUGUGUUUAGUUAAGGUUAGGUUAUAAGUGUAUCUAAAAUGAGUGUUAAAUUCAUCAAUAUUAAACGUCCUUUUUGUGAGUUGAUAUGUCGAUAAAAAUCGAAAAAAGUUUAGAUAACGUGCCUUACAUCCAAUUGGGCUCGCAUCAAUUACGAUUAGAUUUAGAAGAUUUAACGCCGGAAGAAAAGCAAAGAGCUGAGCAAGAAUUGAGAGAAACGCCUGAAAAUGUGAAAUAUGCAUUAGAAAAACUCAAGGAAUUGUUAGGAGAUGAACCAGAUUUUUUCGUACCAAUCGACGACGACAUAUUUCUUACAAAAUUUCUGAGGCCGUGUCGGUUUAUUCCCGAAAAUGCUUUCAGAAUCAUGAGAAAAUACUACGGGUUCAAAAUAAAGUAUCCUAAAUUUAGUUGCAACAUCACUCCAGCUGGUAUCAGACAUGUUUUCGACAAAGAAAUUUUUAAAAUGCUACCAACAAGAACGUCUAACGGCUGCAGAAUCAUGAUCGUCAGCUUAGAAAAAUGGGACCCUAAACAAGUGAAAUUGGAAGAUCUGUUUAAAGCUGUAAUGGUAGCUAUGGAAAUCGCCAUGUUAGAACCGAAAACUCAAUGUGGUGGUGUCGAAAUUAUUCUGGAUACUAAAGGGUUAGCGUUAAUUCACAUUUAUCAGAUCACCCCUACGCUAGCAAAAAUUAUUUUAGAAUGGAUACAGGAAUGUUGUGCUGUAAGGCUGAAAGGAAUUCAUGUUAUAAAUCAACCGUUAAUAUUCAACAUGGGUUAUAAGAUAUUUAAACCAUUCUUAGGGGAGAGAUUAAAAAAAGCGUUGUUUUUCCAUGGACAUAAUGCUGAAAAUUUAUUAAAACGAAUUUCCCCGGAAAGUUUACCCCCAAAAUACGGUGGUACUGCUGAUAUUCCAGAAUAUCCAGGAUCUUUAUUUUCUGACAUGCUUUUCUAUUACGAAAAAAAUUUUGAAGAAUAUAAUACUUAUGGAUAUAAGGAAGAUACAAAAACAGUACAAACAUUUAAUGAUACUAAAGAGGAAAUAAGUGUAACAUGCCAUUAACGUGAGGAACUAAAACAAAACUUAAGUUCACUAUGUAUUUUAAAAUUCAUAGAUCGAUUUUGUGGAAUAUAUGUUUUUAUUUUUUAAUAAAAAUUCUCAUUUACUAAA
This is a messenger RNA of Diorhabda sublineata, 1896 nucleotides long. RefSeq names its product alpha-tocopherol transfer protein-like. Gene Ontology annotation, molecular function: phosphatidylinositol bisphosphate binding. The coding region runs from base 817 to 1788 and encodes 323 amino acids. Gene Ontology annotation, cellular component: membrane. The transcript is spliced from 7 exons. The record is from RefSeq and is a predicted model, not a curated record. NCBI's taxonomy places the organism in Eukaryota, Metazoa, Arthropoda, Insecta, Coleoptera, Chrysomelidae.